UUAGUCUUCAUUUGGUAAUAAAAAAGAAGACAAACCCUAGCGGCCGUUACUCUCUCUCUCUCUCUUGGGCGAUUUCCGGUGAAGUCAAACCGUCUCCGCCGCUUACACUGGUUGCUGUCUCGCUGCUGUUGCUAUAUCCUUCCUCUGGUCCCUCUCUCUAGCGUCUCUCUCUCAGACCACUCUCUUCGGCGUGUUGUCGUUACUCCUUCGGCGGUUUCCGGUUUCCGGUGGUUAUUGUUUCCCCUACGAUGAGUCAUUCGAUAACUACCAGGUGCAAGAAGAAGCUUUCUUACUCUGUUUACUCAACAGCAUGGGGAUAGCUAAUCAUCUCAUUCUAACUGAUGAGAUUGAUAAGCUUGGGAGAGGCCAUGCUGGUGACCCAGCCAGUGCUUUGUUGGAUCUUCUGGAUCCAGAGCAAAAUGCAAAUUUUCUGGAUCACUAUCUGGAUGUUACCAUUGACCUCUCAAAGGUUUUGUUUGUGUGCACAGCAAAUUUGAUAGAUAUGAUUCCCAAUCAUCUGCUAGACAGAAUGGAGGUGAUUAGUAUUGCUGGCUACAUCACUGAUGAGAAAGUUCAUAUCGCCAGAGACUAUUUGGAGAAAAUCGCACGUGGAGAUUGUGGCAUCAAACCUGUACAGGUUGAGGUGAAUGAUGCAGCUCUUCUUUCAUUGAUAGAAAAUUACUGCAGAGAAGAUUUACAAGAAGGCGCAGUUGCAGUUGCAGAGAACCAGUUCCUGUAGGAGCUACACCUAAGAGCGGUCCAAGUGCAGACUGCACUAUGAUCACAUCGUUGCUAUCACUUGCCAUAAAGAAACCUGGUCAGAAAGAUCUUGCAAUGACUAGAGAAGUCACUUUAACUGCUAACUCAGGCCUCUUAAACGAAAAGCGUGAUAUAUACAGUUUUGGUGUUUUGCUUCUUGAAGCUGUAACUCGACGAGAUCCGGUUGAUUAUGGACGUCCUGCUAAUGAGGUUGCACGGGUACGCCUCUUGGGUGCCGUCUCGCGUACCGGGUUCGGCAGGGGGACGGGUACGUCUCGGGUACGCCUAGGAAACGACCCCGACACAUGUAAGGUGAACCAGGGACGGCAUGGCUUAAGGGGGAGGGGUUUGGUCAGAGAUGGGAGACGUCUCAGAGACGUAUCCGUUGAUUUUUGUGUUAAGAAAGAAUUGUUUAUCAAAUAUUAAUAGUCUCUUUCACUUCCACAUUGUUCUCUUCCAUUCUCCUACUUCUAUGUCUUUCUCUUUUGACUCUCAACUAUAUCUCACGUAAGCAUGUUUCUUCUU
Raphanus sativus (radish) is the source of this 1284-nucleotide messenger RNA. RefSeq names its product lon protease homolog 1, mitochondrial. Gene Ontology annotation, biological process: protein catabolic process; chaperone-mediated protein complex assembly; mitochondrion organization. Lineage: Eukaryota; Viridiplantae; Streptophyta; Magnoliopsida; Brassicales; Brassicaceae. Gene Ontology annotation, molecular function: ATP hydrolysis activity; ATP-dependent peptidase activity; single-stranded DNA binding. Gene Ontology annotation, cellular component: mitochondrial matrix. The record is from RefSeq and is a predicted model, not a curated record. The coding region runs from base 311 to 739 and encodes 142 amino acids. The transcript has 7 exons.